Molecule: messenger RNA, 17186 nt
Organism: Coregonus sp. 'balchen'
Lineage: Eukaryota; Metazoa; Chordata; Actinopteri; Salmoniformes; Salmonidae
Source: the annotation of a GenBank genome assembly
AUGGCCAAGCAGGUGUUGGAUCUGUACACCCUCUACAAGCUGGUCACAGACAAAGGCGGCUUAGUGGAGGUCAUCAAUAAGAAGAUAUGGCGUGAGAUCACCAAAGGCCUCAACCUCCCUACCUCCAUCACCAGUGCAGCUUUCACCCUUCGAACACAGUGAGUAACACUGCAGGCGGUAACUUGAAAUAACCUGAUAACCUGUAGGGCCAUCGCAGAUCACUCGACUUAUUCCCCUUUGGCUCCUACAGCAGUGGAGCAGGGGUCUCAGAGAGAUAAGGGUCUCUACAGCAGUGGAGCAGGGGUCUCAGAGAGAUAAGGGUCUCUACAGCAGUGGAGCAGGGGUCUCAGAGAGAUAAGGGUCUCUACAGCAGUGGAGCAGGGGUCUGAGAGAGAUAAGGGUCUCUACAGCAGUGGAGCAGGGGUCUCAGAGAGAUAAGGGUCUCUACAGCAGUGGAGCAGGGGUCUCAGAGAGAUAAGGGUCUCUACAGUAGUAGUGGAGCAGGGGUCUCAGAGAGAUAAGGGUCUCUACAGCAGUGGAGCAGGGGUCUCAGAGAGAUAAGGGUCUCUACAGCAGUGGAGCAGGGGUCUCAGAGAGAUAAGGGUCUCUACAGCAGUGGAGCAGGGGUCUGAGAGAGAUAAGGGUCUCUACAGCAGUGGAGCAGGGGUCUCAGAGAGAUAAGGGUCUCUACAGCAGUGGAGCAGGGGUCUCAGAGAGAUAAGGGUCUCUACAGUAGUAGUGGAGCAGGGGUCUCAGAGAGAUAAGGGUCUCUACAGCAGUGGAGCAGGGGUCUCAGAGAGAUAAGGGUCUCUACAGCAGCAGUGGAGCAGGGGUCUCAGAGAGAUAAGGGUCUCUACAGCAGUGGAGCAGGGGUCUCAGAUAAAUAAGGGUCUCUACAGCAGUGGAGCAGGGGUCUCAGAGAGAUAAGGGUCUCUACAGCAGUGGAGCAGGGGUCUCAGAGAGAUAAGGGUCUCUACAGCAGUGGAGCAGGGGUCUCAGAGAGAUAAGGGUCUCUAUAGCAGUAGUGGAACAGGGGUCUCAGAGAGAUAAGGGUCUCUACAGCAGUGGAGCAGGGGUCUCAGAGAGAUAAGGGUCUCUAUAGCAGUAGUGGAGCAGGGGUCUCAGAGAGAUAAGGGUCUCUACAGCAGUGGAGCAGGGGUCUCAGAGAGAUAAGGGUCUCUACAGCAGCAGUGGAGCAGGGGUCUCAGAGAGAUAAGGGUCUCUACAGCAGUGGAGCAGGGGUCUCAGAGAGAUAAGGGUCUCUACAGCAGUGGAGCAGGGGUCUCAGAGAGAUAAGGGUCUCUAUAGCAGUAGUGGAGCAGGGGUCUCAGAGAGAUAAGGGUCUCUACAGCAGUGGAGCAGGGGUCUCAGAGAGAUAAGGGUCUCUACAGCAGCAGUGGAGCAGGGGUCUCAGAGAGAUAAGGGUCUCUACAGCAGUGGAGCAGGGGUCUCAGAGAGAUAAGGGUCUCUACAGCAGCAGUGGAGCAGGGGUCUCAGAGAGAUAAGGGUCUCUACAGCAGCAGUGGAGCAGGGGUCUCAGAGAGAUAAGGGUCUCUACAGCAGUGGAGCAGGGGUCUCAGAGAGAUAAGGGUCUCUACAGCAGUGGAGCAGGGGUCUCAGAGAGAUAAGGGUCUCUACAGCAGUGGAGCAGGGGUCUCAGAGAGAUAAGGGUCUCUACAGCAGCAGUGGAGCAGGGGUCUCAGAGAGAUAAGGGUCUCUACAGCAGUGGAGCAGGGGUCUCAGAGAGAUAAGGGUCUCUACAGCAGCAGUGGAGCAGGGGUCUCAGAGAGAUAAGGGUCUCUACAGCAGUGGAGCAGGGGUCUCAGAGAGAUAAGGGUCUCUACAGCAGUGGAGCAGGGGUCUCAGAGAGAUAAGGGUCUCUACAGCAGCAGUGGAGCAGGGGUCUCAGAGAGAUAAGGGUCUCUACAGCAGCAGUGGAGCAGGGGUCUCAGAGAGAUAAGGGUCUCUACAGCAGCAGUGGAGCAGGGGUCUCAGAGAGAUAAGGGUCUCUACAGCAGUGGAGCAGGGGUCUCAGAGAGAUAAGGGUCUCUAGAGCAGUGGAGCAGGGGUCUCAGAGAGAUAAGGGUCUCUACAGCAGCAGUGGAGCAGGGGUCUCAGAGAGAUAAGGGUCUCUACAGCAGUGGAGCAGGGGUCUCAGAGAGAUAAGGGUCUCUACAGCAGUGGAGCAGGGGUCUCAGAGAGAUAAGGGUCUCUAUAGCAGCAGUGGAGCAGGGGUCUCAGAGAGAUAAGGGUCUCUACAGCAGUGGAGCAGGGGUCUCAGAGAGAUAAUGGUCUCUACAGCAGCAUUGGAGCAGGGGUCUCAGAGAGAUAAGGGUCUCUACAGCAGUGGAGCAGGGGUCUCAGAGAUAUAAGGGUCUCUACAGCAGUGGAGCAGGGGUCUCAGAGAGAUAAGGGUCUCUACAGCAGUGGAGCAGGGGUCUCAGAGAGAUAAGGGUAUCUACAGCAGUGGAGCAGGGGUCUCAGAGAGAUAAGGGUCUCUACAGCAGUGGAGCAGGGGUCUCAGAGAGAUAAGGGUCUCUAUAGCAGCAGUGGAGCAGGGGUCUCAGAGAGAUAAGGGUCUCUACAGCAGUGGAGCAGGGGUCUCAUAGAGAUAAGGGUCUCUACAGCAGCAGUGGAGCAGGGGUCUCAGAGAGAUAAGGGUCUCUACAGCAGUGGAGCAGGGGUCUCAGAGAGAUAAGGGUCUCUACAGCAGUGGAGCAGGGGUCUCAGAGAGAUAAGGGUCUCUACAGCAGUGGAGCAGGGGUCUCAGAGAGAUAAGGGUCUCUACAGCAGUGGAGCAGGGGUCUCAGAGAGAUAAGGGUCUCUAUAGCAGUAUUGGAGCAGGGGUCUCAGAGAGAUAAGGGUCUCUACAGUAGUGGAGCAGAAAAAAACUAAAACAGAGCUCCUCCUGUGGUGGAACCACAAGUGUUAUAUGAGAUAAAUGAUUAGAUACAGUAUAUGAUUACAUAUAGGAUUACAUAUAGGAUUAGAUAUGUGUCUGUAUUAAUGUAACAUAAUAAUAAUAAUAUGCCAUUUAGCAGACGCUUUUAUCCAAAGCGACUUACAGUCACGUGCGCAUACAUUUUUUACGUAUGGGGUGGUCCCGGGGAUCGAACCCCACCACCCUGGCGUUACGAGCGCCGUGCUCUACCAGCUGAGCUACGGAGGACCACGCUGAGCUCCAGAGGACCACGCUGAGCUCCAGAGGACCACGCUGAAUGGUAUAUAUGGUAGUCUAUAGCGCCAUGCUCUACCAGCUGAGCUACAGAGGACCACUACAGUUGAUUCAGAACCAUCAUUUUAUGUAAGGUUAGGACUUGAUAUUCUAUAUUUUAGUCGUCUAACGCCGAGCCUGUUGUUCGUCUUAUAAACUGUUACUGUUAUUAUCUCUAAGCAGACACUUGACAGGCACAAUAACACUCAUUAUUCUGCUACGAUGGUGACUACAUUACUAACAUCACGGCCAUCCUAACCUGGAUAAUGCAUGAUAAUGAUAGAGUUGGAGUAGGAGGGGGAGUCGACUGUACAGUCCUGACCACAAUGGAGUGCAGAACAGCAUAGAGCCUGUUGCUAUGCAGUGCAUUGGGAAAGUAUUCAGACCCCCUUGACAUUUUGUUACGUUAGAGCCUUAUUCUAAAUUGAAUUACAUUCUAUUUUCCCCUCAUCAAUCUACACACAAUGCCCCAUAAUGACUAAGCGAAAACAAGUUUUUAGAAACUUUUGCACAUUUAUUUAAAAUUUAAAUUAAAAAAACAUAAAUACCUUAUUUAAAUAAGUAUUCAGACCCUUUGUUAUGUAUCUCGGAAUUGAGCUCAGGUGCAUCCUGUUUCCAUUGAUCAUCCUUGAGAUGUUUCUACAACUUAUCUAAUUUACCUGUGGUGAAUUCAAUUGAUUGGACAUGAUUUGGAAAGGCACACACCUGUCUAUAUAAGGUCCCACAGUUGACAGUGCUUGUCAGAGCAAAAACCAAGCCAUGAGGUCGAAGGAAUUGUCCGUAGAGCUCCGAGACAGGAUUGUGUCGAGGCACAGAUCUGGGGAAGGUUAUCAAAACAUUUCUGCAGCAUUGAAGAUCCCGAAGAACACAGUGGCCUCCAUCAUUCUUAAAUGGAAGAAGUUUGGAAUCACCAAGACUCAGGGGAGAAGGGCCUUGGUCAGGGAGGUGACCAAGAACCCGAUGGUAACUCUGACAGAGCUCCAGAGGUCCUCUGUGAAGAUGAGAGAACCUUCCAGAAGGACAACCAUCUCUGCAGCACGCAACCAAUCAGGCCUUCAUGGUAGAGUGGCCAGACAGAAGCCACUCCUCAGUAAAAGGCACAUGAGAGCCCACUAGGAGUUUGCCAAAAGGCACCUAAAGGACUUUCAGACCAUGAACUCUUUGAAUUGAAUGCCAAGCGUCACGUAUGGAGGAAACAUGGCACCAUCCCUACGGUGAAGUAUGGUGGUGGUAGCAUCAUGCUAUGGGGAUGUUAUUCAGAUGGCAGGGAAUGGGAAAGAUGAACGGAGCAAAGUACAGAGACAUCCUUGAUGAAAACCUGUUCCAGAGCGCUCAGGACCUGAGACUGGGGCGAAGGUUCCCUUCCAACAGGUCAACGACCCUAAGCACACAGCCAACACAACGCAGUAGUGGCUUCGGGACAAGUCUCUGAAUGUCCUUGAGUGGCCCAGCCAGAGCCCGAACUUGAACCUGUUCGAACAUCUCUUGAGAGACCUGGAAAUAGCUGUGCAGCGAAGCUCCUCAUCCAACCUGACAGAGAUUGAGAGGAUCUGCAGAGAAGAAUGGGAGAAACUCCCCAAAUACAGGUGUGCCAAGCUUGUAGCGUCAUACCCAGGAAGACUCAAGGCUGUAAUCACUGCCAAAGGUGCUUCAACAAAUUACUGAGUAAAGGGUCUGAAUACUUAUGUAAAUGUUAUAUUUCAGUGUUUAAUUUUUUAUAAAUUUGCAAAAAUGCUUUGUUAUUAUGGGGUAUUGUGUGUAGAUUGAUGAGGGGAAAAAACAAUUUAAUCAAAUUGAGAAUAAGGCUGUAACGUAACAAAAUGUGGAAAAAGUCAAGGGGUCUGAAUACUUUGCGAAUGCACUGUAUGUCCCUCUAACUGCCCUGAAUGCCUCUGCUGAUCCUACAGCUAUUGUAUGCAGCAAUCAUGUGCCCAAGAACCAGAUUUAUGUUGUUAGCACUGAGGCGGUGUGCCCUAGUAGGAAGUCCACUGUGUGCAGCUCACCCUGCACUAACAUAAAUAACAUGAGCAUGUCUACUUCUGCUAAGCUUCCCAGUAAAGCAAUGAAAACAAUCAAGCGUCCCAGAAAAGUGAAACAAGGUUUAUUAAGUCAAUGACUUGCUAGUAACAGAUGACAUUCAUAUUCUGACUAUCUCUGAAACUCACUUAGAUAAUAACUUUGAUGAUACAGUGGUAGCAAUACAUGGUUAUAACAUCUACAGAAAAUACAGAAAUGCCAAUGGUGGAGGUGUUGCUCUUUAUAUUCAGAACCACAUUCCUGUAAAGCUUAGAGAGGAUCUCAUGUUAAAUACUGUUGAAGUAAUAUGGCUACAGGUUCAUCUGCCUCACCUAGAGCCCAUUCUGGUGGGAAGCUGCUAUAGACCACCAAGUGCUAACAGUCAGUAUCUGGAUAAUAUGUGUGAAAUGCUUGAUAAUGUAUGUGAUAUCAACAGAGAUGUAUACUUUCUGGGUGAUUUAAAUAUUGACUGGCUUUCAUCAACCUAAAGCCCAUUGAUGAUGUAAAUAAUAUUUGCUGGUCUGAGGAGCAGCCACUUUACACAUUUAUGAAAUUGCUUAUUCCAGUUACUAAAAAGCAUGCACCCAUUAAGAAAAUUACAGUAAAAACUGUUAAAUCCCUGUGGAUUGAUGAGGAAUUUGUGGUCCUCUGUAGCUCAAUUGGUAGAGCAUGGCGCUUGUAACGCCGGGGUAGUGGGUUUGAUCCCCGGGACCACCCAUAUGUAAAAAUGUAUGCGCACAUGACUGUAAGUCGCUUUGGAUAAAAGCGUCUGCUAAAUGGCAUAUUAUUAUUAUUAUUUUUAAAUGGUAUGGUUGAGAGGGAUGAGGCAAAAGUACUGCAAAUUGAGAAAUCAUGUGACUACACUGAAUAAAAAAAAAAGAAGAAACUAUACUAUGAAACAAAGAUAAAUUAUAUAAAGAAUGAUAGUAAAAAGCUUUGGAGCACCUUAAAUGUAAUUUUGGGGAAAAAUGCAAACUCAGCUCCAUCAUUCAUUGAAUCAGAUUCAUCACAAAACACACUGAUAUUGCCAACUACUUUAAUGAUUUUUUACUGGAUGGAAAAUUACUGUGGAUAAUAGCGGACGUGUAGCUCAGUUGGUAGAGCAUGGUGUUUGCAACACCAGGGUUGUGGGUUCAAUUCCCAUGGGGGGGCAGUAUGAAUUAAAUAAAUAAUAAUAAUAAUAAUAAUACAUGUAUGUCACUCUGGAUAAGAGUAUCUGCUAAAUGACUAAAAUGUAAAUUAUUGUUGUCUAUCAACAAUGACAAGCCACCGGGGUCUGACAACUUGGAUGGAAAAUUACUGAGGAUAAUAGCUGACGAUAUUGCCACUCCUAUUUGCCAUAUCUUCAAUUUAAGCCUACUAGAAAUAGUGUGCCCUCAGGCCUGGAGGGAAGCAAAAGUCAUUCUGCUACCUAAGAAUAUUAAAGCCCCCUUUACUGGCUCAAAUAGCCGACCAAUCAGCCUGUUACCAACCUGUAGUAAAGUCUUUUAUUUUUAUGGUGUUUGACCAGAUACAAUGCUAUUUUACAGUACAGAAAUUGACACGCUUAUAGGGAAGGACAUUCAAGAAGCACAGCACAGCACUUACAGAAAUGACUAAUGAUUGUCUGAGAGAAAUUGAUGAUUAAAAGAUUGUGGGGGCUGUUUUGUUAGACUUCAGUGCGGCUUUUGAAAUUAUCGAUCAUUGCUGCUGGAAAAAAGUAUGUGUUAUGGCUUUACACCCCUGCUAUAUUGUGGAUAAAGAGUUACCUGUCUAACAGAACACAGAGGGUAUUUUUUUAUGGAAGCCUCUCAAACAUAAUCCAGGUAGAAUCAGGAAUUCCCAAAGGCAGCUGUCUUGGACCCUUACUUUUUUCAAUCUUUACUAACGACAUGCUUUGAGUCAAGCCAGUGUGUCUAUGUAUGCGGAUGACUCAACACUAUACAAAUGUCAGCUACUACAGAGACUGAAAUGACUUCAACACUUAACAAAGAGCUGCAUUUAGUUUCAGAAUGGGUGGCAAGGAAUAAGUUAGUGCUAAAUAUUUAAAAAACUAAAAGCAUUGUAUUUGGGUCAAAUCAUUCACUAAACCAUAAACCUCAACUAAAUCUUGUAAUGAAUAAUGUGGAAAUUUAGCAAGUUUAGGUGACUAAACUGUUUGGAGUAACCCUGGAUUGUAAACUGGGGAGAAGUCUGUCCAUAAUAAAGCGCUGCUCUGCCUUAUUAACAUCACUAUCAACAAGGCAGGUCCUACAGGCCCUAGUUUUGUCACACCUGGACUACUGUUCAGUCGUGUGGUCAGGUGCCACAAAGAGGGACUUAGGAAAAUUGCAAUUGGCUCAGAACAGGGCAGCACGGCUGGCCCUUGGAUGUACACAGAGAUCUAACAUUAAUAAUAUGCAUGUCAAUCUCUCCUGGCUCAAAGUGGAGGAGAGAUUGACUUCAUCACUACUUGUAUUUGUGAGAAGUAUUGACAUGUUGAAUGCACCGAGCUGUCUGUUUGAACUACUUGCGCACAUUUCAGACACCCAUGCAUACCCCACAAGACAUGCCACCAGAGGUCUCUUCACAGUCCCCAAGUCCAGAACAGACUAUGGGAGGCGCACAGUACUACAUAGAGCCAUAACUACAUGGAACUCUAUUCCACAUCAAGUAACUAACGCAAGCAGUAGAAUCAGAUUUAGAAAACAGAUAAAAAAUACACUUUACGGAACAGCGGGGACUGUGAAGCAACACAAACAUAGGCACAUGCAUACACACACACAUGAUAACAGACGCACUAUACACACACGUACACAUGGAUUAUCUGUUGUGAAUGUAUUGUGAUGUUUUUAAAAUUGUAUAAACUGCCUUACUUUUGCUGGACCCCAGGAAGUGUCCGUGGCAGCAGCUAAUGGGGAUCCAUAAAAAUACAAAUACAAAUGUUACCGCUAAGACCCAUUUUCGGUUGGUCUUAAAUGUCCCCAACGGUGCAUACUGAAAUUGGCACUUUGGCUCACGUUUUUAAGGACACACCUCAGAUAUUGCCACCUCUCCCACCUCAGCGCAAGCGAGCUCAUAUAAGACAGGUAAAUUACCAAUCCUGGAGCUAGGGUUUGAAAACAGAAGAGCGCUGGAUUUAACCGAUCGAAAUUGUAAACGAGCAUUCAUUUGACAAUUGAGCUGGCUUAACACCAGCCAAAAAUAGAGCCCUGAAUGUUUUAUAGGUUGGCUGUUAACAGUCACCACCUGUAAUAAAUUACAUAAUGUAACCUUGUCGACACCCAGGAUGACACAAGAAUCAUGGCAGCCUCUUGGAGUAAAACCUCUCCUUCAUGAGGAAUUAAAAACAUUGUGAAAUGUCCUGUCCCCGUUUCCUUCCUACAGGUAUAUGAAGUACCUCUACCCUUACGAAUGUGAAAAGAGGGGUCUGAGCUCCCCCGGAGAGCUCCAGGCAGCUAUCGACAGUAACCGCCGCGAGGGGCGUCGCCAGAGCUACGGGUCGGCCAUCUUUAACUACUCUCCAGCAGGGACCCCCUCCAUCCUCUCCUCCCCCAAGAUGAGCAUGCCUCACCUGGCCAUGUCCACCUACAGCGGAGAACACCUGACCCGGGGAUACAACAUCAAGAAAGGUGAGACACAUGUCAUGUGACCAGGAAGAGGCUGCCGUGCUGCGGUUGUGGUAGAGGUAGAGGUUUCAGAGCUGUAAAGAUCCAUCAACAAGAUCAGAUAUAGUCGCUUAAAAUGGCUGUGGUUGGUCCAUUCCAGGCUCACUUAAUGGCGUUAUAUAUACAAAAAAAGGAAAUGUUGUGGUGUUGUGUGGGAUUCAUUCCUGCAUCAGACUGGCACCCAGGCUACAAUAGGGAUGGUGUUGUUUGUUGCUCACUGAUUUGAAAGAGGAAAAAGACGUGUCCAUGACCUGGCUGGUGAAUUUAAUGACACAGGAAGUGAAGACACAAUGCUCAGGAAAUUUGAAUUCCGUGUAAAAAAAUCUCCUCUCGUAAUUUGGCUGCUCAUGCUGUUAUUUCCCACAAAGUUUGAAUAUCAAACCGAGCAUUUCAAGGCAUAGGAUUUACCACUGCCUGAGAAAACACCUGUACGGCCAACCAUAAGAACUUCCUGACCAUAUAAAUGCCUACAGCAACCUACAGAAUGCCCACCCUUUUUUCUCAGGGAUUGGGUUCAAAGCAAAAGACACAUUUCCCGAGAUCUGAAUCAAAUAAAAUGGACAAUAAACUAUGAAGUAUUCUUCUUUAAAACGCUCUCUUGAAAAAGUGAUUUUUAAAAAAAUCUCAAUGAGACUAACCUGGUAAAAUAAAGGUAAAAUAAACAAAUACAUUCUUCUCUCUGUUUAUCCCAGAGGAUGGCCUGAUGGCAGGCUGUCUGUCGGGUCGUGUGGGGGGGACGCCAAUGUCUAUGGGAGGGCACCCCCAAGUCGUGGCGGCUCAGGCGGCGCAGGCUGCAGCGUUGGAGCAGCUGAGGGAGAAGCUGGAGAGCGGGGAGCCGCCAGAGAAGAAGAAGAUGAUGAUGAUGGAGCAACAGAGGCUCAUGCAGCAUGCGCUGCAGCAGAACCUCCUCGCCAUGGCAACGCAGCUACCCAUGAACAUCAAGAUCAACGACCGAACUGAGCGGAUGAGAGGUAAACCAAUGCUAAACGUACUCAUGUUGUUACUCUGGAUAACAGGCUGUGUAUGGAAUGACACCCUAUUCUGCUACAGAGUGCACUACUUAGGGUGCUAUUAACACAGACACCGUUACUAAAACAUGUUUGUCACCACAGUUACCUUAUUAAUGUAGACUUAUGCUUAUCUGUUAUUAUGAGUACAGGAUGUGUCUGAAACAAUGUGUAUAAAACCCUGGAUGACCGACGUUGUAAAAAACGGCUUUUGGAGGCUGUAGAAAUGCAUUUAUUAAUGUCGACAUUCAUUUUUGUCACGUUUAUUCUAUUACAGACACCUUUAAUGCAUCUUUUAAAUUAUAUUACGUGAGCUAAACAUAAAAAAUACACAUAUAAAAAAUAUGGGUGGCAGGUAGCUUAGUGGGUAAGAGCGUUGUGCCAGUAACCGAAAGGUCGCUGGUUCUAAUCCCCGAGCCGACAAGGUGAAAAAUCUGUCGAUGUGCCCUUGAGCAAGGCACUUAACCCUAAUUGCUCCUGUAAGUCGCUCUGGAUAAGAGUGUCUGCUAAAUGACAAAAAUAAAUAAUAAUAAUAAUAAAAACAAUUUCCUUAAAUAAAACAUUUUUGAGAGAAUGUUAUUGUCCCCACUACAAUUUUUUAAAACAUUUUGUUCUUGAAACAUUUAAUUGAAAUAUUGUAGAAUUCCAUUAAUUCCUAUGGUAGACUGCUCCUACUGGGGAGUGCCAAUAUGGCCGACCGGCGGCUUCAAAAUCUCUCAAUGGCCAAUACAUAGCAUCAGCAAUCCAGGGUUUAGAUACAUAAUUGGUCUGAAAUGGCACCAUACUUCCUAUAUACUUCUUUGACAAAUCAACACAAAAAUGAGUAUACAUACACAUAUGUAUCUGUUAUUAAUGAAUACAGGUUGAAAUGAUUCUCUACAUAAUACACUACUUUUGACCAGAGCCUAUAGGGAACAGGGCAGGGCUCCCAAUUUCGUUCAGCUGUGAGACGAUUGGUCGGGAGGCAGGAACAUAGUUCUAAAUAAUAAAUAACACUGCAAGAACCCCAAACAGAUACAGGGAUGGCCAGGGGCCUUCAGAACCCCAAACAUAUACAGGGAUGGCCAGGGCCUUCAGAACCCCAAACAGAUACAGGGAUGGCCAGGGCCUUCAGAACCCCAAACAGAUACAGGGAUGGCCAGGGCCUUCAGAACCCCAAACAGAUACAGGGAUGGCCAGGGCCUUCAGAACCCCAAUCAGAUACAGGGAUGGCCAGCGGCCUUCAGAACCCCAAACAGAUACAGGGAUGGCCAGGGCCUUCAGAACCCCAAACAGAUACAGGGAUGGCCAGUGGCCUUCAGAACCCCAAACAGAUACAGGGAUGGCCAGGGCCUUCAGAACCCCAAACAGAUACAGGGAUGGCCAGUGGCCUUCAGAACCCCAAACAGAUACAGGGAUGGCCAGGGCCUUCAGAACCCCAAACAGAUACAGGGAUGGCCAGGGCCUUCAGAACCCCAAACAGAUACAGGGAUGGCCAGGGCCUUCAGAACCCCAAACAGAUACAGGGAUGGCCAGGGCCUUCAGAACCCCAAACAGAUACAGGGAUGGCCAGUGGCCUUCAGAACCCCAAUCAGAUACAGGGAUGGCCAGGGCCUUCAGAACCCCAAACAGAUACAGGGAUGGCCAGUGGCCUUCAGAACCCCAAACAGAUACAGGGAUGGCCAGUGGCCUUCAGAACCCCGAACAGAUACAGGGAUGGCCAGUGGCCUUCAGAACCCCAAACAGAUACAGGGCCUUCAGAAAGGAUUCACACCCCAAACAGAUACAGUGCCUUCAGAAAGGAUUCACACCCCAAACAGAUACAGUGCCAUCAGAAAGGAUUCACACCCCAAACAGAUACAGCGCCUUCAGAAAGGAUUCACACCCCAAACAGAUACAGUGCCUUCAGAAAGGAUUCACACCCCAAACAGUUACAGUGCCUUCAGAAAGGAUUCACACCCCAAACAGAUACAGUGCCUUCAGAAAGGAUUCACACCCCAAACACAUACAGUGCCUUCAGAAAGGAUUCACACCCCAAACAGAUACAGUGCCUUCAGAAAGGAUUCACACCCCAAACAGAUACAGUGCCUUCAGAAAGGAUUCACACCCCAAACAGAUACAGUGCCUUCAGAAAGGAUUCACACCCCAAACAGAUACAGUGCCUUCAGAAAGGAUUCACACCCCAAACAGAUACAGCGCCUUCAGAAAGGAUUCACACCCCAAACAGAUACAGUGCCUUCAGAAAGGAUUCACACCCCAAACAGAUACAGCGCCUUCAGAAAGGAUUCACACCCCUCGACUUUUUCCACAUUUUGUUGUGUUACAGCCUGAAUUUAAAAUGGAUUAAAUUGAGAAUGUGUGUCACUGGCCUACACACCAUACCCCAAAAUGUCAAAGUGGAAUUAUGUUUUUAGAAAUGUUUACAAACUUAAUAUAAAAUGAAAAGCUGAAAGGUCUUGAGUCAAUAAGUAUUCAACCCCUUUGUUAUGGCAAGCCUAAAUAGGUUUAGGAGUAAAAAUGUGCUCAACAAGUCACAUAAUACUGUAAGUUGCAUGGACUCACUCUGUCUGCAAUAAUAGUGUUUAACAUGAUUUUUUGAAUGACUACCUCAUCUCUGCACCCCGCACAUACAAUUAUCUGUAAGGUCCCUCAGUCGAGCUGUGAAUUUCCAGCACAGAUUCAACCACAAAGACCAGGGAGGUUUUCCAAUGCCUCACAAAGAAGGGCACCUAUUGGUAGAUGGGUAAAAAUAAAAAAGCAUACAUUACAUAUCACUUAGAGAAUGGUGAAGUUAAUUAUUACAUUUUGGAUGGUUAUCAACACACCCAGUCACUAUAAAGACACAGGCAUCCUUCCUAACUUAGUUGCCGGAGAGGAAGGAAACAGCUCAGGGAUUUCACCAUGAGGCCAAUGGUGACUUUAAAAUGGUUACAGAGUUUCAUGGCUGUGAUAGGAGAAAAGUGAGGAUGGAUCAACAACAUUGUAGUUACUCCACAAUACUAAACUAAAUGACAGAGUGAAAAGAAGGAAUCCUGUACAGAAUAAACAUAUUCCUUUAUGCAAUAAGACACUAAAGUAAAACUGCAACAAAUGUGGCAAAGAAACGAAUGUUAUGUCCUGAGUAGAAAGUGUUAUGUUUGGGGCACAUCACUGAGUACCACUCUUCAUAUUUUCAAGCAUGGUGGUAGCUGCCUCAUGUUAUGGGUCUGCUUGUCAUCGGCAAGGACUGGGGAGUUUUUUAUGAUAAAAAGAAACGGAAUACAGCUAAACACAGGCAAAAUCCUAGAGGAAAACCUGGUUCAGUCUGCUCUCCACCAGACACUGGGAGAUGAAUUCACCUUUCAGCAGGACAAUAUCCAAAAACACAAGGCCAAAUAUACACUGGAGUUGCUUACCAAAACGACAUUGAAUAUUCCUGAGUGGCCUAGUUACAGUUUUGACUUAAACUGGCUUGAAAAUCUAUGGCAAGACUUGAAAAUGGCUGUCUAGCACUGAUCAACAACCCACAUGACAGAGCUUGAAGAAUUAAAAAAGAAUAAUGUGAAAAUAUUGUACAAUCCAGGUCUGCAAAGCUCUUAGAGUCUUGCCUAGAAAGACUCAGAGCUGUAAUCACUGCCAAAGGUGAUUCUAACAUGUAUUGACUCAGUGGUGUGAAUACUUAUGUAAAUGAAAUAUUUCUGUAUUUAAUUUUCUAUAUAUUUGCAAAGAUUUCUAAAAACAUGUUUUCACUUUGUCAUUAAGGACUAUUGUGUGUAGAUGGGUGAAUACAAAAAAACGAUUUAAUCCGUUUUCAAUUCAGGCAGUAACACAACAAAAUGUGGAAUAAGUCAAGGUUUAUGAAUACUUUUUGAAGGCACUGUAUAGUAUUCAACAAAAACAGAAUCAUUUCAAAUCUUGAUUACACUGCCUCUCUAUUAAUGCAUUGGAAUACUUGGGAAUGUAUGUCCUAAGUUAAAAUCAUGUUGAGCUGAUUUCUUGGUAAUUUUACAGUCUUUUAUGUCCAAUAACAAAAAGUAUAUAUAUACUGUACCAGUCAAAAGUUUGGACACAUCUAAUCAUUCCAGGGUUUUUCUUUAUUUUUAACAAGGUAGGGUGUCAGGGUUGAGUGUAGAGGGAACGUGGAAUCACACGCAGGACACAGAGAUUAAAAAAACAAAUGUUUUAGUGAAGUCCGACAGUACAAGCCAACACGGCAACAGGCCACAGGCGAAACAAGCGUACACUGGAACAGUCCAAAGUACAUACGCACAACGUGCAGGACUCUCUUAAACAAAACGAAAUACAGAGAGCAUAGAACAGCGGACCAACAUCUACACGUGACAUAGAACAAUUACACACAACACCUGACCAAACACAAGAGAACUAAAUAGGGUGCCUAAUGAACACUUAACAAUGAACAGGUGUGACAAACAGGCAAAACCAAUCAAACAUGAAACAUCGAACGGUGGCAGCUAGUACUCCGGAGACGACGACCGCCGAAGCCUGCCCGAACGAGGAGAAGGAGCCGCCUCGGCCGAAACCGUGACAUAGGGGUGGUAUACAGAAAAUAGCCCUAUUUGGUAAAAGACCAAGUCCAUAUUAUGGUAAGAACAGCUCAAAUACACAAAGAGAAUUGACAGUCCAUCAUUACUUUAAGACAUGAAGGUCAGUCAAUACGGAACAUUUCAAGGACUUUUAAAGUUUCUUCAAGUGCAGUUCCAAAAACCAUCAAGCGCUAUGAUGAAACUGGUUCUCAUGAGGACCGCUACAGGAAUGGAAGACCCAGAGUUACCUCUGCUGCAGAGGAUAAGCUCAUUAGAGUUACCAGACUCAGAAAUCAGCAAUUAACUGCACCACAGUUUGCAGCACAAAUAAAUGCUUCACAGAGUUCAAGUAACAGACACAUCUCAACAUCAACUAUUCAGAGGAGACUGCGUGAAUCAGGCCUUCAUGGUCGAAUUGCUGCAAAGAAACCACUACUAAAGGACACCAAUAAGAAGAAGAGACUUGCUUGGGCCAAGAAACACGAGCAAUGGAGAUUUGACCGGUAGAAAUCUGUCCUUUGGUCUGAUGAGUUCAAAUUUGAGACCUCAACUCAAUUGAGAUGGUUUGGGAUGAGUUGGACCGCAGAGUGAAGGAAAAGCAGACAACAAGUGCUCAGCAUAUGUGGGAACUCCUUCAAAACUGUUGGAAAAGCAUACCAGGUGAAGCUGGUUGAGAGAAUGCCAAUAGUGUGCAAAGCUGUCGUCAAGGCAAUGGGUGGCUGUUUGAAGAAUCUCAAAUAUAAAAUAUAUUUGUAUUUGUUUAACACUUUUUUGUUCACUACAUGAUUCCAUAUGUGUUAUUUCAUAGUUUUGAUGUAUUCACUAUUAUUCUACAAUGUAGAAAAUAUUUUUUUUUUUAAUAAAGAAAAACCCUGGAACGAGUAGGUGUGUCCAAACUUUUGACUGGUACUGUAUAUAUAAUUUUAGAUCAGAAGUUAUUGGGGAACCCUGGAAUAGGGCGUGACUUCGGACACAUCCACAGUUACCAUGUGAACACAUGUUUAUCCAUUGUUAUGCCCCUAUAGUACUGUAAUGUUGAUGCAAUAAUGAUGUAUAACUGCGACACACACAUGAAUCAUUUCAAAACCCACAGAGAAGCAUUUGGAGAAAAAGUAUUGUAAUUUAGAGACGACCCCUUACUGUGUAUUCCCGUGGGUUCUGUAACACGUCCUGCUUAAUAUCCAACUAACCCAAUUCAAUCUGCGGCCGUGUUACCGCCACAAAAAGAACACACAUAAAUAUCUUUGACACAUUUUGUUGUUGUGUAUUUUCGGAGUGGAUCAGAGUUCAGACAGGAAGUCUUCCUCCAGGUUAUUUAUUCUCCUCCAACAGUGUUACUGUUUCUUCCUCUACUGUUAUAUAACUGGGGGUUUAGCUGUGCAGCACGGCGGUGGUAUUCACACAUCAAGUAAGAGUAUUUCACCAUGUGACAGGCGAGCCGCAAUUAAACGCACAGUUCAUCAUAACAGCUGCAAUGUGAUGUCUGAGGAUUUCACCGAUGUUAUGAAGAUGUACUACUGCUGCAUGACCACAGGGGAAAAUACUAGAUAUAAAAAUAUAUGCUGUCGCCCCGCCCGCCAACUCUGUUGAUGGUUCUCAGUGUGGCGGUGUUUACGACAAGCCAUAAGUCAUCAUACAUUACUGGAUAAUAAUAAUAAUAGAGCCUAAAGGAAGAAUGAGGGACCUAUCUGCUCAGGUGUGGUUUCAUCUCUCUCUGCAUGACUGCCUCUCAGGCAUUAGUUGUAAUAAUGGGCUUUGCUCUAAACGCUUAAUGGUAGAACGAGUCAGAAUCGUUCACAGGUUAAUUCCUCCACUGGCCGACCCGACCAGUCUGGCUGGGCUGCAACCCAACAUAUAAACACCAUCAUUUACAGAUUACAUCAAAACGAUUUAUUAAAUAUGGCAGCCAAGGCUGGAGGACGCCUGCACAAUGUUCUGUAAUAGUGGUGCUGUUUUAAAAGAAAAAAUGAUCUAAACUCUAAAAUGAUACAGUAUAUUUAGUAUGUAUCUGCACAUUAAUUAUAUUUUACAGAAAUUAAACUUUACAAUAUUCUUGCAUGUUGUUCUUAUUUGGGAGAAGAUUGUUGCAAAGCCUUGUUCUUCGCGAGUAGCUACACAAUCCAAGUUCUCCAAGUGCCUGCUUGUCUGUGUGUUAUGAUAUGAUGUCACAGUCUCCUCGGGGAGAUAACCCAUUGGCGAUAACCGACAUGUACAAAUGGCUGCUACAUCUGUUGACAGUUCCCCCCUCUCUCUCCCUCAGAACUCUUUAAUAAACUGCUCCUUACCCUGUCACUCUAGGAGUUAUCGCCAAUACUCUCCCAGGCGCUCCUCUCCUGCUCCUUGUGUUCCCUUUCUAAAUGCUCAUAUUGAGUUUUCCUCUCUCUCGUCCUCUGGCAGAUGACAGACAAGAGGCUCCAUUGAACCUGUCUACCGCCGGCAUUAGCAGCAUCAACAUGUCAAUAGAAAUAAAUGGAGUUGUCUACACAGGUAAAUAGAGGGACCGUUUGCUGAUGUAAUUGCAGGCAGGAAAUUCAAUAAGUUAUAGCAGCGCCCCGGCGCCUUAGUCCUCCACGCAAUGUCUUUGCUAUAAAAUCCAAUGAAGUGGCUGUCCAAUAGAGUUAAACAAGUUAAAUAUCUCAGAAUUGGGGCUGUGGAUGGGAGGAUGGGAGGAUGGGAGGAUGGGAGGAUGGGAGGUCGAUGGGGUUUAUUGUCUUAGCCGUGCCUGGGUUUAGCCUUAACGCCUCCCGCACACCACCUCCUCCUCCUCCUCCUCCUCCUCCUCCUCCUCCACCUCCUCCUCUGCCUUCCAGCGAUGGGGUAA